Molecule: messenger RNA, 4861 nt
Organism: Dromiciops gliroides (monito del monte)
Lineage: Eukaryota; Metazoa; Chordata; Mammalia; Microbiotheria; Microbiotheriidae
Gene: PDE8A
Product: phosphodiesterase 8A
Biological process (GO): positive regulation of ERK1 and ERK2 cascade; regulation of DNA-templated transcription; cellular response to epidermal growth factor stimulus
Molecular function (GO): 3',5'-cyclic-AMP phosphodiesterase activity
Source: RefSeq, a predicted model, not a curated record
ACACACACACACACACACACACACACACACACACACACACACCACCUAUUUUAUUCUAUUUGCGCGGCAAACAUGCACUGAAACGGGAUUCCCGUAUUUCUUUUCAUCUACUCCAGGAAUUGGCACCGUUGGAUGGAAUGCUUUGCAGGGUAAACCUGCUUUUCGGAGGGGAAAUCUGCCUUCUCGAGCUGCUGCCAAGAGGGUAGUGUGUGCAUGUCAAUAGCCAGUCUGCUCCGCUGCCGCCGCCGCCGCCGCCGUCGCUGUUGGGAGGAAGGAGGAGGUGGAGAAGGAAAGGAGGGAGCAUGCAUUGGAGGGGAACGUGAGCGCUAGUCUCUAACUGUGGAGGGGGGAGCAAUCCAAGGGGGUUUCACUUCCCCCCACCCCCAGCAAAGAGUAGUAACAUCUCUUACAGUUAAACUUCGUGGGAAGAAAAUUGCCUGUUUAGUCCUCGGGGUGUGGAAGAGCAGGGAUCUCCUCCCCCCACCCUACCCCACCCCUUGUCCCAGACCCCGUUCCGAAAUCCUCCUGAAAACACUGUGAAAUUUUAAAAAAGAAAUACUGUUUCUCUGGGAUUUUAAUAUUUAAUUCAAGAAAAUGGGAGCGCGCCCCGCCGAGAGCCACACUCGCUAAGUCAGAGGGGCUUGUUGACUUCUCCCCGGGGGGAGAAAAACCCUGCCCCAAAACCUUCCCGCUACGUUUUAGGCAACGAUGUGCAGUUCGGCCUGCGCUUCAUUUCCCCACAGCCCCCCUUCGGGUUCCCAUUAAAGUUCCAAGAAGCCCCCGCUCCCAGAAGAAAUAGAAAAGGGCUAUGUUUCCUUGCUCGCUGAGGUUAACUCAUAAUGACACAGCCCUCGAGCCCAGCGGAUGACAAGAAGCACUAAGCUAGACAGACCCUUGAGAAGCUGAGAAUUCCGAGACCAAAUCCAGCGGAUCGAAGCAAAAGUCAAUUUAGAAAAAUCGCGUCCGAAAGGACUUGAAAGCAUGGGCUGCGCUCCAAGCAUCCACAUUUCUGACAGCAGGGUGGUGUACCACAGUGGCAAAGAGUCCGAGGACUCUGUCUCCCCCAACCAGACCAAUACCACCAUGUCUCAGCAGCUGCAAAACAGCAACCCUAUGCCCGGAUUAUUCAUCAAAUCCCCUAACACGUCCACUUACAAAGUGAGGACUAACACGUCCAAGAAAGACAGGCAGGAGAACAGCAUGGAAACGGAGACCCAGACCAGCAGGUCCAGUAUUAAGGCAACAGUAACAGAUGUACAAUUUGGCCCUAUGAGAUUCCAUCAAGAUCAGCUUCAGGUACUUUUAGUGUUUACCAAAGAAGAUAACCAGAGUAAUGGAUUCUGUUGGGCAUGUGAGAAGGCAGGGUUUAUAUGCUCACUUGCAAAGAAUCCUCAGUCUGCACUCGAAAGCUUUCUGGAAAAACAUCAUGACAUCAUCAUCAUCGAUCAUAGACAUUCCCGGCAGCUGGAUGCAGUAGCACUAUGCAGGUCUAUCAGAACAACUAAAUCCUCAGAAAACACGGUUAUUGUUGGUGUAGUACGAAGGGGGGAGCGUGAAGAAACAUCUGUUAUGCCCCUUAUUGCUGCUGGUUUUACAAGGAGAUACAUAGAGAACUGCAACAUCAUGGCCUGUUAUAAUGAACUAAUCCAGCUGGAAUUUGGCGAGGUGCGGUCACAACUUAAACUAAGGGCUUGCAAUUCAAUAUUCACAGCAUUAGAAAAAAGUCAAGAAGCCAUUGAAAUUAAAAGUGAAGAUCACAUCAUACAGUAUGUCAAUCCUGCAUUUGAAAUGGCUAUGGGCUACCAAACAGGUGAACUACUAGGGAAGGAGUUAGCAGAAGUGCCUGUGAAUGAAAAAAAAGCUGAUUUCCUGGAUACUAUUAAUUCAUGCAUAAAGAUUGGAAAGGAGUGGCAAGGAAUUUAUUAUGCCAAAAAGAAAAAUGGGGAUAAUAUACAACAAAAUGUGAAGAUAAUACCUGUCAUCGGACAGGGAGGAAAGAUUAGACACUAUGUGUCCAUUAGUAGAGUGUGCAGUGACACCAAUAAGGUAGAAAAAACCUGUGAACGUGUUCAGGCUGAAUCUCAAACAGAUAAUCAGUGUUGCAGACACAAAGAUAGGAGGAAAGGUUCAUUAGAUGUCAGAUCAACCACCUCCCGAGGAAGCGAUGGAGGUUCACAGAGACGGCACUCUUCCAUGGCAAGGAUACAUUCAAUGACUAUUGAAGCACCCAUCACAAAGGUGAUAAAUAUCAUCAACGCUGCACAAGAAAGCAGUCCCAUACCUGUGGCAGAGGCUUUAGACCGUGUGCUGGAGAUCCUAAGAACCACUGAGCUAUAUUCUCCACAACUUGGGACUAAGGAUGAUGAUCCCCAUGCCAGCGAUCUUGUUGGCGGCCUCAUGUCUGAUGGUUUACGAAGGUUUUCAGGGAAUGAAUACAUUUUUUCAUCAAAACAUCCUCAUCAGGUUCCAAGUAAUUUAACUUCUCCCAUCUCCCUCAAUGACAUCCCAACAUGGAUAGCACAGGCCAUGGAAAAGGAAGAGUACUGGGACUUCAACAUUUUUGAACUGGAGGCUGCCACUCACAAAAGGCCGUUGGUUUAUCUUGGUCUCAAGAUUUUUGCUCGCUUUGGAAUCUGUGAAUUCCUAAACUGCUCCGAGUCAACACUACGAUCUUGGUUGCAAAUCGUUGAAGCCAACUACCAUUCAUCUAACUCCUACCACAAUUCUACACAUGCUGCAGAUGUACUUCAUGCCACUGCCUAUUUCCUAUCUAAGGAAAGAGUCAAGCAAACUUUAGACCCAAUUGAUGAAGUUGCUGCCCUCAUUGCUGCCACCGUCCAUGAUGUGGAUCACCCUGGAAGAACAAACUCGUUCCUGUGCAAUGCUGGGAGUGAGCUGGCAAUUUUAUAUAAUGAUACUGCUGUGCUGGAGAGCCACCAUGCAGCCCUAGCUUUCCAGCUCACCAUCCGAGAUGAGAAAUGCAACAUAUUUAAAAACAUGGAGAGGAAUGAAUAUCGGACACUUCGCCAAGCCAUCAUUGACAUGGUCUUAGCAACAGAAAUGACCAAGCACUUUGAGCAUGUCAACAAAUUUGUCAACAGCAUCAACAAGCCCUUGGCAACAUUAGAAGAAAAUGGGGCCACCACUGGUGAUGGAGAAUUAGUCAAAAGUGUGCUCACAUCUCCAGAGAAUCGAAUUCUCAUCAAACGGAUGCUGAUCAAGUGUGCGGAUGUGUCCAAUCCAUGCCGUCCUCUAGAACAGUGCAUUGAGUGGGCUGGACGCAUCUCUGAGGAGUACUUUGCACAGACUGAUGAAGAGAAGAGGCAAGAUUUACCCGUGGUAAUGCCAGUUUUUGACAGAAACACUUGCAGCAUCCCCAAAUCCCAAAUUUCAUUCAUUGACUACUUCAUUACGGACAUGUUUGAUGCCUGGGAUGCCUUUGCAGAUCUGCCCAACUUAAUGCACCAUCUUGACAACAACUUCAAAUACUGGAAGGGACUAGAUGAGAAGCAGCUGCGGAGCCUACGACCACCACCUGAAUAGCGAUUGCUCCUCCCUCACCCAGCCCAGGCAUCCAGAUGCAUUGUUCUUCAAGCUCACUUGGGUUCAUCUUAAGCCAGAAUCAUUUGGCCUUUUCAGUAUUAGUCAGACCGGCCCAUGCACUUGAGGAUCUUGAAAGAAUAUGGCAGACUCCUGUGGCCUUCAACAUUGGAAACCCACGGAGUAGAGUUAGUCUUUCCCUGAUGUUACACUGGAUGGAUGGCUGCAGAGACUAUCCUGAAGAAGGUUAAAUAUGAACCAUACAUCUGCAUUCUCACCAUACAAGACAAUGCAGCUUGGAAGUAUGAUAGAAGAAAUUCCCGGAUCCUCAAUUCAACAAGUGAAGGAGAAAUCCCCAUUUUGGUGACUCAUAGCUUUGUGGAGAAUGUUCUGUGCUGGGUUUAGCACUUAAGAACUGCUAAUAACAAUUAGACAUUUAAAGGCAACUCUUUAUGAACAAGUUUUUGUUCUAUGAAAAAUAGACAUCUAUUUUUUCACAUCGCAGAAGGUGCAAUCAUUCACUUCUGAGCACUACUGAAAGUGACUUCUCUCAUAAGAAAUUUAGUAGCAAAUGUAAAGAAAAAAAACCACAAAGAAUUUUUUGAAGUUGAUUGUUAGCAUCUAUGAUUAAAAUAUGUUUUAUUUAUUUUGUUAGAUGUUCAAUAUUUUCUAUGAAUUUAUAAAUACUUAAAAGCCAAAGCCAACUUUAGAUGCCAUUACAAAUUUACAUGAUUCAUUUCAUUGAUAUGCAUUACUUGAUGUACAGACCUUUUAUUUUCAUAAUGCAAAGACAAAAUACUAUCCAAUGACACACAUUUUUACUGCAAUCUAUGGGCAACUGUGUAUGUUAACUGUCGUCUCAGAUUUAUGCUAAUCAAAAAAGGUUGUUUGGUUGACAGGUCUCACUCACUCCAGAGUACAAAGGUCUGAAAGGCUCUUCUGCUCCAGAAACACCUGAGCUGUGCUACGCUAGCUAUUGUUCUCUGCUCUUGUUUGCCGAUGACUUCCCAAAGUGAAAUUGUACAACUCUUGGUCAGACGGGGAAAAAAAGUUAGGACUGAACAUUUUUUUCUCCUUUAAAAUUUUAUAAUUAAAUUCCCUAUCAAAAGUCUGCCUUAUUUUAUACAGUAUUUCUACAAAGCAUUCCAUAUCAUAGACAAGGGAAUAACCAAUGGAAUAUUUAGUGAAUCUCAGCAUUUUAUAGCCUCUCUAUUUUCCUUGGCAGUGGAAAUCUUUAACUCUGGAAAUUUGUAAAGGUUCUGUACCUUCACAAUUUGAAUGAAGUAAACACCAGAAAACAAUAAAACAUAUAUUUUAAGAA